Messenger RNA from Drosophila suzukii, 423 nucleotides. RefSeq names its product ATP synthase subunit epsilon stunted (gene sun). Gene Ontology annotation, biological process: proton motive force-driven mitochondrial ATP synthesis. Gene Ontology annotation, cellular component: mitochondrial inner membrane. The record is from RefSeq and is a predicted model, not a curated record. Gene Ontology annotation, molecular function: proton-transporting ATP synthase activity, rotational mechanism. Lineage: Eukaryota; Metazoa; Arthropoda; Insecta; Diptera; Drosophilidae.
UAUAUUUUGAUGAUAACUUUCCUGCGGUCACACUAGCCCGAUUCUGAAAAGGAAUAUCUUAAUUUAUUUUGAGUAGCGUGAAUAUAUUUCGAAUAAUCCGAUCACAAUGACUGCCUGGAGAGCUGCCGGAAUUACCUACAUCCAAUAUUCCAACAUCGCCGCUCGCGUUCUGCGGGAAUCCCUGAAAGGACCCCUGCGUGCCGAUGCCGCCAAGCGCGACGCGAGUCAUGUGAAAUUCACUCCCUGGGCAAAUGGCAAGCCAGCACAUGAAAGGACUUAGUUGUUUUGUCGACAAUUUAAUAAGUUAAAAACUGGCAGCGCCAAACCAGCCAAUAGGAAUCCUAGAUGCUUUGCAGUGGUCCCCCAAGCAUGAUCUGCAACAAUUAACAUCUACCAUCGUUGCAAUGUUGUAAAAUCAUCAAA